This is a messenger RNA of Pseudopipra pipra, 6609 nucleotides long. It is a transcript of the gene C3H6orf120, whose product is annotated as chromosome 3 C6orf120 homolog. The transcript has 3 exons. The record is from RefSeq and is a predicted model, not a curated record. The coding region runs from base 240 to 794 and encodes 184 amino acids. NCBI's taxonomy places the organism in Eukaryota, Metazoa, Chordata, Aves, Passeriformes, Pipridae.
CCGGGGAGGGGCUUCCCCGCGGCGCCCCGGCCGCGCUGCGCUGCCGCACGUCCUCGGAGCCCUCGCUGGUCUUCCUCGCCUUGGCCGCGGCCUCGCCGUCGCCGGAGCCCCGCGGCAGGUCGGAGUGCAAGUCAGAAUGCCUACUGCUUCAUGUGCACAUCCAGAUUUACACCUUUACUGUCUUUUGAAGUUGAGGUAGCAAACGGGACACAGGAAGAGUCCAAGUACAACUUAAGACCAUGGCAGCACACUGGAGAAAAGUCCUGAUAAUAUGUGUGACAGCUCAAGUACUACUUGUAAAUGCCUUUGAGGAAGAGGAUGUACCUGAGGAAUGGAUUCUUCUUCAUGUUGUUCAAGGUCAGAUUGGAGCUGGAAACUACAGCUAUUUGAGACUAAAUCACGAGGGAAAGAUAGUCCUUCAGAUGCGAAGUUUAAAAGGUGACGCAGACUUGUAUGUAUCUGAUGUGACACUUCACCCCAGCUUUGAUGAGUACGAGUUACAGUCUGUAACCUGUGGCCAGGACAUGGUCCAUGUGCCUGCACACUUCCGCCGCCCCGUGGGAAUAGGGAUUUACGGCCAUCCCUCUCACCUGGAGAGCGAGUUUGAAAUGAAAGUGUACUACGAUCGAACAGUUGUACAGUACCCAUUUGGUGAGGCUUCUUAUAACCCUGAGGAGAUGGAGGCAAACCAGAAAUACUCACAGUCUACAGAAGAUGAAUCUCAGGAUGAGGAGUCUGUUUUCUGGACUAUACUUAUUGGAAUCUUGAAAUUAAUACUUGAAAUUCUUUUUUAAAUUGAUACAUACUGGACUAAGUCACACUUCAGCCUGUGAAAUUGAGUAUCAAUGACAUGCUGUAAUAUUUAAUACUCUUUGUUAUGUUUCCUGAAGAGGUAUUCAGGUUACAUUUCCUAAACCAGAAAGGAGGCGGGGAGAAAAAGCCAUAUUUAAUUUUAUAUUGUAAAUCCUCCCCUAUAUGUAAAAUGAGCAACAAGCACAGUAUUUGCAGUGCUCUUCAGAGAUCAGGGCUUAAAAAUGAAUGUAUAGUUGGGAUCUUGUUAACUUCACUUUUAAAUAGGUGCUUAGAAAGAUCAACUCCAAUUCAGUAUUUUCUAUUGUUUUUUAUAAAGAAAAAUGAAAUAAACUCCUGUACUUCAGUCCCCCCCCAAAUAUCCUCAAUUUAGAGCAUAUUUAAAAAUAAAACCUGCUGCUUUUCAAGCAAGUAUCUCCACUAAAACUAACUAGCAAUGGGUUUGAGUGUAUUCAUCAAGUUGAGGAGCCUAGGGCAAAGGAAGGAGAAAACAAUCACCUAAGGGGAUAGGUGGUCUGUAUUUUGGCUGUGUGUGCUCUGCAUGACAUCAACCAUCUGUCAAGCAGAGAUCUAUCCAGUCACUCAUCGCCACUGCAAAUCCAUGACCUGAAUGAAGUGCAUGUUGCUUCUUUGCUGUUACUGUAGUGAGAGGGAGCCUUCAGCUGUUGUUACUUGUCAGUAUGACAUCUCCAUGUCUCGUUAAAAACAACACAGCAUAUAGUAUCUCAAACUUGAGGGGUGCUUUCUUACACUUCCCUUUAUAGCUUUUUGUGAUUGAUCUCUUUUUUUUAGCACAUCUUUAUGCAUAAGUCAUUAGCUUGCAAAGAAAAUUUCUGCUGAAAGGAAUUUGCAGUACACUGUCAGAAGGUCAUGUCAUACCCAUUCUUCCUCUAAAGUUACUUUUCCCAGGAAUAUUUUUUCUUUGGUUGAGUCUUUCAAAAUAACCAGUUGCUAUGCAAGUAGAGUAUAUUUAAAAUGCUCUGUAGUUUUCUCUUCAUGGAGCUUACUGAUGAGUGCACUAAAAUAAACAAGUACAUUACUAUAAUUUUAUACAAGUGGUGGAUAUACAAUUUAAAUUUCAUUACUGAAAGACUUCUCUUUCGGAGUGGAAAUUUGUUUUGUCUAUCUCAACAUCUGACAGGACAUGAUUAGUGACAUUUAUCACAAAGAAAUAAUUAUAUAGACAAAUUUAAAAGUUUAUUUGUUAAAAAGAAAAAAAAAAGUGGUAUUGUUCCUCUAAGAGUGGUUGAUUAAAUAGCACCAAAGUAUCACUUUAAUUUGUGCAUUUAAGUUUUGGAGAGCAAGUUUUUGGGGUUUUUUUAGCCCUCUUUGCUGUUUUUCCCCCUUCUUCCUCCUCUUCUGGGUACAGGAGGGUCUUUUUGACAACAAUCACAAAUCCAGCGACCUAAGAAAAGAAAGUUAUCAAUUAUUGGGAAACUAAGUUUGUUACUCAUCUAAUUAUGCACCUUUCAUUAUUCUAAUAGGUGCUUAUCUAUUUGCAGUACUUCCUUUAAUGCAAAAAACCAGUGCGUUUCUUUAAAAUUAAGCAUCUUUUCUAUAAAGCAGCAUAUACAAUUCGUGCUCCCUUGCAGACCCCUUACAUGUAACCACUGGCUACACAAAUCCUUGUGGACCUCAAGAAGUGUCAGCACUGCUAAGGAGGUGGUUAUUAGAUAAGACUUGACAAACAAUGCUCAAGUUUGCCAGUUAUAUUUUCAGGUGAAUGACUAUAGUUCAAGGUUAUGGGAAGUUAACCAGAGCAGAAAUGAAUGGCAGUUGGGGAGGCAUUUAACUGUUUAUAUUACAACAGCUGGAAUCAUAAAGGCUGCCUUGGUAAUUUUAUAGGAUUUUAGACAUAUGAUUUAUUUUGUUUACAUUCUUAAGUCAGCCUGAAAGUGAAAUCAACCACAGAACCUGUACUAAAGUGACAGCUAGCACCAGUGCUUCCCUAAAUGGGACUGUACAGCAUUUUUGAAGUACUGUCCAGGGCAUACUGUCACUGCCACAGAAUACUUAUUCAUAAACUUACUUACCAUGGAUUUAGUAUUACAUGUAAAGCAACAAUAGCACCUGUUAUUUUCUUUCUACAGCCUUGAGUUAGCGAGAUGAUAUGAGUGACUGGGUAAUUUAAAGGUACAGGCUGCCUGCCUGCCAUAGAGGUACUUCAGUUAGAGCUUUGAUGUUUAAGUAAAAAAGGGAAGGAAAGGGUUUAAAGAGGUGUUUACAAAUAUUGAAACUACUUUUGAAUUUAGAAGCUGAAACAGCUGCACCAACAAUUAAUGUGAAAGCUACGCACUAGCAAUAUGCAGCAAUACAGUCUCUUUUACAAGUUUCUUUCAUUAAAAGAGGUAAUUACCCUCAGUGUUCUAUGGAUAUGGAAAAAAAAUAGUUCUGAGUGAGCCUGUUUGGUUUAUGUUGUAAAAGCCCAUUAUAUUUCCUAUACAGGAAUUGCCAGGUUAAACUGUGCACAACCAAAUAUACAGAAAUAAAGCAUAUUAAAAAAAUCAGGUCCUACAGUAUGAAUGCUUUCCUACAGUAUUUCUUACUGCUACCCUUCACACUUGUUUUAAACUAUUCUUUCAAAAGCAGUGCAUGGAUUAAUGUUGAGAGAGAGCACCCAGGACUCAGAGGAGGUGUGAAGGGAACAAGUAACUCUUCCUUGAUUACCUGAAGGGAUAGCGUCAAGCCCCACACAAAAAGUGUGAUAACCACGGUCACAUACGUCACAGAACAUCAUUUCUUCUUCAUGGUGAGGCUGCCCACAUAUAAUGCACGUUUUACACUCCAUACAUUGCCAAGGAUAAGUCUUAAUCAUAGCAACAAGCUCCGGGGUCAUAUCAAGGCAAGAAGGGUGGCCUAGAUUAAAACCAGUAUUAUUAUUUUUAUGUCUGAAAUGAAAUUUAAAAUUAGUUACACUCUUUGCUUUUACCAAAGCUGAAGCUUAGCUCACCUCCUGGUGAGAUCCCACAGUGUGCUACUACAUACAACAUGGAAGAGAGAUGGAGUCUUAAUGAAGGACAGAAAAGGCAACUGAACUGUUGCUGCACAUGUGUAGGACACUCAAUAUGUCCACAAAAAGAUCUGUCAAACAAACUCCCUUAGGAAUCCACUGAGUGUAUGCAGAUACUUACCACUGUUGUCACACUGGGAGCAAUGUAUAAGAGCUUCAGCUUUUCCUUUCUUGUUGGAGUCCUUACCCUUCAGACAAAUUCCACAUAUAGCAUUUGGAAUGACCUUUGGCUGGAAGGGUAGAAGAGGGCUAUAAAUUUAUUCCAGAAGAAUUUACAGAUUCAACAGGAAAUGUCAUCUAUCUCCUUAACUAUUAAAAUUAAUAAACUGUUAGGAUGUGUGAACCUUAAAACACGUGACAAUAACUGACAAGCAGCGGCACUGAAAAAAAAAUCAUACAUUAAGUACAUAAAAUUUUCCAUUUGUCAUACAUAGUGAGUUAUAUAUAAAUCAAACUGUAUCAAAAUCAUGUACUUGCUUCUUCCCAUGAAUUCAUCAGCUGACAUGCUCCUCAAUGUAAACUAAACAUGACAGGAUGAAAAAUUUCACUAAGUUUUUUCCAAUAUAGAAUACUACAUUAUGAACUUCCAUGUGGAUUUCCUGUUUAUGGAGGAAAUUAUAUACAAUUUAUUUGCAUUACAUUUGUCCCUAAAUAGAGAAAAUUAAUUACAAAAGUAAUAAACUUGAUUUUUUUCUAUCUAGCUUCAAAUUAUCUGGUUAGCUAUCCCAUACAGAGCUCUCUCUUUUACUAUUCCUUCUUGUAUCCACUCAUAAUCACUAUAAGAAACAGAGCCUUGCAUUUAACUACAGAUUUACAUGCAUAAUUUUUCUAAGUGAUCAUGUGGAAUGUGUCUGGGUCCAUGAGAUCCAUUUAAAAGGUAAGAGAAAUAGCAGGCUGUUACAAUGGGGAACAUUUGUCUACGUGUGUCUAUUCUGUGUCCCAGCUCCAGAGAUACACCAACAGUUUUAUCCCACUGAGGAAGAAGCACGGCAUUACAAAUUUCAGAAACAUGGCAGUAGUUGUGUUGUUGAGCUUUGACCACUGCAUAACGACAUUAGUGACAAAUGUAGUUUACACUUAAUGCAGUGCUCACUGAUGUUAAACUGACUAAUGCCAGUGUUUUAAAAACAAUGGUGCUGCGUAGACACAGCUAGUAGAGAGAGCUGAAGGCAUAUCCUCUUCUAAACAGCUUGUCAGUAAGCAAGAAGGAUCCCAGUCAACUACCAAAUACACAUCGAGAGAAGAAUGCGGUUUAAAGUAAAUUUAAAAAGUGAAAACACAAAUAUAUAUAUAUAUUUAAAAAUAAUUACUGAGAUCUUUUGCAAUACAACUUAUCUUAAAAUGUGUUUAUUUCUCAAGCCAGUUUUUCCUGGCACCUAGUGAGAUAAUUAAAAUCUUGACUCACUGUUAGAGUCGUCAGGAUACAAUGCUUCAAGUUUUCUGAAGUUUUCAAUCUGAUUUUUAUGUCAAAAAUGGCUACAGCCUACUUCAAAUUGUCUGAUCUAAAGAGUUUUAUUCAAGAAAGCAAACUACCACACCAGAUGUUUAUAGGUAACUUCCUUCAAAAGAUGACAGAGGCAUUCAUAGACACUUUUUUUUGCUUAUUUAUUUUAAAAAAGCAAAGUCAACCUGUUUUAUACAUAAAUAUAAUAAAACAAUAAAAGAAGUCUAACAUUCACAAACAUCUCUACAAAAUAAUAAAUAUAAUGGAGGCAAAACCACAUACAAACUCUUUUACUGUUAACUAUACUAUGCGUCCUACAUAUAUACCUUUAUACCCUGCUCCUCCCAACAAAAGUGGCACAUGCUUAAACCUCAUCAGUGUGGCAGCAUUUACCCUUCUAUUGUUUAGGCUAUAUUCUAUUUUUUUUUUAAUUGUGUUUCAAUCUAUAUCUAGGAAAACCAAGCCUUUCUAGAAUAGCAAGUUCUAAUCAGACUUCUAGCUUUGUAUUUUUCUAGAUUUGUAUUUUAUUUACUGCCUUUAAUAUACAACAGCACACUCCCUUGGUUCUCCAGGCAAACGAAAGUGAGCACUGUACCUGUGUUAGGGUAUGUGCAGUUCACACUCUGAUAAACGUAACUCUCAAGAUAGACAUUGAUGUAGAUGCAUUUAUUAACAAUGCUUCCAUCUAGUCUUACUUCACUAAAUUGUAUUCAUUAGAUACUGUGCAUGUUAGGGGGCAUGAAAAUCACAGCCUAGUAAUAAUGAAGUUCCAACAGUAUGGAAGUAUAUUUACAAAAAAAAAAAAAAAAGACUAUUUAUAUUUCAAACCAGCUCAAUUCUACCACCAUAAAUGGCUUUUAGAAAUGCUAUAAAAAACAUCUGUCAAACCUAAAUGGGAAGUCACAAUAUCCCAUUUCAUUAGGAGUAAAUUUUGCUUUCUAUGCCCUCAUCUUAUUGGGAUAAGGAUGGGAGAGAAAAUGAAUGCAAGGUCAAAACAAUGACUGCCUGUUCUGUAAGUUUUCACUUCCACGCUGCUGUGCUGCAGCUCUCAAAGUCAGCUUUCCAACUACACCAUUCUUAUAACAUGCUAUUCUGAAUGCAAAGCAUUACAUUUUCAUAUGCAGUGACCCAAAACGGAAGUGUUGCAAAAUAUAGAUUCUCAAUACAUUUCAGUUUUAUGUGCAAAAAAUCUGUACUUUUAACAGUACCCUGUGUGUGCAAUUGUAGUAGUCAGUCCUGCAGCAACAAAGACUCGCUACUUGUAACAUGACAAAAUGUAAAACACAUGCUAAUUGUUCUUUGUUAAAGAACUGACAAUAAAAAAGACGCCAUAUAAAAUACAGUA